CCAACGAGCCGCCGCCGCCUGUGCUCCGCCGCAGCGCCGGCCAUCCCACCCGCCCGCUGCUCGUCUCAAAACCGCGGUCUCCCUCGCUGCCUGCCCGUUCUGCCGUUUCCUGCAACCUAUAAAUCCAGCCGGAGAACCUCACCUGUCCAUCCAUCUCAUCUCACUCACACUAUUACUCAUAUAAGCUUCACUAGCUACUAAGUAGUUCACUUCCUUCCGAACCAAGCUCUCUCCCACGACACGAAGAUGUCUACGGUGACCCGCGCCUACCAUGACCAGAGGCUCGCCGCCGGCAGGCGCUGCUCCAAAGAGGCUGCCAUGGCGGGUUCCAAGGCCGCGGCCGUCGCCAUCGUCGCUGCUGUAGUGCCCACACUGGCGAGCGUGAGGAUGCUUCCGUGGGUCAAAGCACACCUCAAUCCCACCGGCCAGGUGCUCGUCAUCUCGACCGUUGCCGGGAUGGCCUACUUCAUCGUCGCCGACAAGACCAUCCUUGCCGACAAGACCAUCCUUUCCAUGGCAAGGAAUAACUCCUUCGAGGACGCGCCGGACCACCUCAAGAACACCUCCUUCCAGUAAUUAGUCCCUUGAUUAGCCAGUGCCCACUAAACUGUGUACGCAGGCCUGUACGUGUCUUCUGAAACAUAGUAGUAUACUGUUCAGCGAGGCGAUGGUUUGCAGUGCGAAAAGGUGGUGUAAAGCCCUUUUCUGCGAGCA
This is a messenger RNA of Triticum urartu, 714 nucleotides long. Its product is annotated as early nodulin-93-like. NCBI's taxonomy places the organism in Eukaryota, Viridiplantae, Streptophyta, Magnoliopsida, Poales, Poaceae. The record is from RefSeq and is a predicted model, not a curated record.